CCGGAGGGUGGAGACUCGGAGAGGAGGGAGGCAGCGGGGCUCUCAGCUGGAGCAGAAACAGAGAGAGAGAGAGAGAGAGAGAGAGAGAGAGAGAGAGAGAGAGAGAGAGAGAGAGAGGAGUGUGUGUGUGGAUGUACUUUGCUCGCCUCGCUCGCUCACUGAGUGUGUGGAUUCUACUCCACAGCGCUGGAUGCGUGGGGGCUUCGCUGAGAAGAAGGAGAGAAAAGAAAAACAUCAAGAAAGACGGAGAGCGUGGCAGACACAAGCCUCUGACCGAGCGGGUGGCAGACAGCAGGGCAGGAGGCGUAAGGAGGAGCAAGCAGACAAGGCUGAGCAGACAGGAACUGAGCGGGAGCGCCCAUGGCGAGCAACAACACGGCCAGCAUCGCACAGGCCAGGAAGCUGGUGGAGCAGCUGAAGAUGGAGGCCAACAUUGACAGGAUAAAGGUGUCCAAAGCAGCGGCAGACUUAAUGUCUUACUGCGAAGCUCAUGCCAAAGAGGACCCCCUGCUGUCACCGGUGCCAGCGUCGGAGAACCCGUUCAGGGAGAAGAAGUUCUUCUGCGCCAUCCUGUAAAGCCAGCAUGGCCCCUCAGCCGCCUGCUGCCGGAGGGACUUUGAACGCCGACGUUCAGAACCCGUAGAAAUCGUCUAGUAGGAGGGCAUCGCGCUCUCUUUGCCCUCUUAAGCGCUUGGCAUUUAAAGAGAUCCAAUCUACAGAGUAAACAUGUAACCAAUGAAGGCGGUGUUAUGUUUUCUUGUUGUUUUUUUGUUGUUUUUUUUUCUUUGGAGGAUGUGCGGCAUGUCGUAGGGAUUUGUACUUUUAGGCGACUGAAAAAGGAAGAUGGUGGGAGCGAUAAUCCCCCCGGGACGUGACGGACAACCAAUCAACCGACCGGGUUGUCGGGCUCUGUUGUGUCUAAAUUUCGAAACCAGAUAAAGUCAUGGAUGUGUUUUGUUGCCCUGUGGGGACCAUCGGGUGGAGCGCCACAGGGACAAGCAGCCAAAACUCUUGACUCUGCCCGAUUAUCAUUGGAAUGUCUUAUAUCUUAUUUUAUGUCUUUUUUUCAAGUUGUUUGCGUUUUUACCAAUUUCACCGAGAUAAUCUUUCUGUAACUGUAAGUACGUGACUGAUGAAGCCUUUAUCUUUUGCUCCUUCUUUUUGUUUUGUAAGCCAACAACAGGUUAGUGAAAGCUUCUUUUUAAUGGCGGGACGUUUCUCUCUGUGCACCUUCCUGAAAGUCCGUCGUCUGUGAAUCAGACAAACACGACGCAGUUUGUCUCCUUCGGACACAAUCCCUCUUUCUACUGUUUGUACAAAGUGACUAGCAGAUAAACUGUGCUGUGGUGUGGGCUCGA
Molecule: messenger RNA, 1358 nt
Organism: Poeciliopsis prolifica (blackstripe livebearer)
Lineage: Eukaryota; Metazoa; Chordata; Actinopteri; Cyprinodontiformes; Poeciliidae
Product: guanine nucleotide-binding protein G(I)/G(S)/G(O) subunit gamma-2
Exons: 4
Coding region: 361-576 (71 amino acids)
Biological process (GO): G protein-coupled receptor signaling pathway
Cellular component (GO): heterotrimeric G-protein complex
Molecular function (GO): G-protein beta-subunit binding
Source: RefSeq, a predicted model, not a curated record